This is a messenger RNA of Cuscuta epithymum, 730 nucleotides long. NCBI's taxonomy places the organism in Eukaryota, Viridiplantae, Streptophyta, Magnoliopsida, Solanales, Convolvulaceae. The record is from the annotation of a GenBank genome assembly.
CGUCGGAAAGGUAUGAAAUUAAAUCAAUUUAUUAUUUUUACCGUAAGGAUUUUUAUGCUAAAUAUCUUCUAUAAUCUUUUAUUCCAUAGCUAUGAAUACCUCUUGCGAAUUUGCGAUUCCCCUGAUUUCAGCUUCUCCGAUUUUCUUCAUACUUCUGAUGUUAUUCAAUCUUUCAUUCUUUCAUUGUGUCACAGUGUAAGUGUGUUAUUUCUGUCCUGUGUGGCUGCUUCCUGCGAGUGGAAUACUGGAAUCAGUGGAUACCGGACAGCCAAACUACCGUCUAGCAAAGCAAGUAAGCAACCACUCCAACCGGAUUCAUCUAGGCAGGCACUGGGUAGCAACCACUGUAUAAGAAGAAUUGCAUUUGAGGCCUUCCAUUAGUCAAUGCCGGGCCUGUUUACUGUAGAGUACACUGUUGAGGCACUGUUUGACACUGUUGAGACACUGUUGAGACACUGUUUGGCACUGUGGAGACACUGUUUGGCACUGUUUGACACUGUUUUGAUGUAGAUUUCUUUGCCAAAAAAGAAAAUAAGGAAGUGUGAAGUUUAUUUUAGACCGUCCCAAAAAGAAAAGUGUGAAGUUUAUUAAAAACUGGAGGGAGUAUAUUUUCAAAAAAGUAUUUGGUUGAUACAUAUUGUCAAACUGAAUAAUAAUUUGUUUUAGUAAAUAUAAUAGAUAGUAUCAAUGGAAGGAUAAAAUAUAGUGUGAUGUUAAUCACCCUUCGUCG